Scleropages formosus (Asian bonytongue) is the source of this 4262-nucleotide messenger RNA. It is a transcript of the gene lrrc32, whose product is annotated as leucine rich repeat containing 32. Gene Ontology annotation, cellular component: plasma membrane. The coding region runs from base 213 to 2222 and encodes 669 amino acids. Gene Ontology annotation, molecular function: protein binding. Lineage: Eukaryota; Metazoa; Chordata; Actinopteri; Osteoglossiformes; Osteoglossidae. The transcript has 3 exons. The record is from RefSeq and is a predicted model, not a curated record.
AUUGUCCGAAAAAAUGGGGGAGAAAAAACAAUGAUGCAGGAAAUUCCCACAGGAUGUGCUGUUAGCCGGAGCUGGAAGGUGCGGGCCACAAACAGCCUGUUGUUUCUGUCUGGGAGGAUGUGAGGAGACCCUCGACCAGCGACAUGAGCAGCGACAGGAGAAAAGCGGCCCGUGGGGGACAGUGAGGUGCGCGCGCACAACUCAGCAGCACAAUGGAAGUCUACCUCUGGUUGUUCCUGGCUGCAACGAGUGCGGUGACAGCCACCCACCAUCCACGCCAGCUCAGUCCAUGCCAAGUGGUUGACAUGGAUGUCUACUGUAAUGACAUGAACCUGAGAGCAAUCCCUGGUGAGCUGCCCACUGGGAUACACAAGUUGGACCUGUCCCAUAACCUUCUUCAGAACCUGACCCGAGAGCUAAUGCCUUUCUAUACCACUGUCAAUCACCUAAUUUUUCAUGCCAAUAAGAUACAAUUCAUACAACCUGGACUUUUCACAGACAUGGCCAACCUUCAAGUGCUGGAUCUCUCCAAGAACUACUUAGAUAUUUUUGCUGCGUCAAAGAAUGAAAUUGGGCCUCUUUUGACUGUGAAACAACUAGAUCUCUCUGGCAAUGGCUUGUACACAGGCAUGACUGACUAUUUUUUGCAUGAUGCCCCAACACUUUUAAACCUUUCGUUAGAUGGCAACAGCAUCACCAAAAUCAGUAAAGACACCUUCUCUGGUUCAACAGCUCUGAGAAAGAUCGAUCUGCAUAACAAUGUCAUUCUUGAGAUUGAGGAUGGAGCUUUUGAUUCUCUGCUGGACCUUUCCGAGCUUGAUUUGUCAAUGAACUCCAUAACAUGCAUCACUGACUUUAACCUUCCACAACUGAAGCUGCUGAACCUGAGUAAAAACAGCAUGGAGUCAUUUCAAACUACGGAUUCUGACACUGAGUAUGAGCUCCAGUAUCUUGAUCUCAGGGAAAACAAAAUCCACUACUUCCCUAUUGUCCCAAGAAGAAACAAACUAAUGUAUCUUGAUUUAUCUAGAAAUCUUUUGAGAGGCAUUAACACUAUACCCCCUGCAGAGGAACUGGAGUUAAUGAGUGACAGCAGAUUUCCAACUCAUCCCCAAACAGACCAUAAAAACAUACACAAUGAUUUGUCAAGGCUCCUGUACCUAGACAUGAGUUACAAUCAGAUUAAAAGCAUCCCUUCAUCUUUCUUCAACUACACCAGAUCUCUUGAGGUGCUUAACCUCAGCAACAACUGCCUGGAGGCUUUCUCUGUCAAUCACUUAAGUCCUUUAAACUCCCUGAAAAUCCUUGACCUCAGUUUCAAUGCCCUACAAAACCUGUCCUUUGGAGAAAACACACUUCAGUCUUUGGAGGAGCUCUAUCUGACAGCAAACAACCUCAGGGCCAUAGAUUCUGCCAUCUUCUACAGACUGCCCAGCAUUAGAGAACUCCACCUCCAGCAUAACUUUUUGAGGAUUUGUGGCCUCCUUCACAGGCCUCCCCAAAGAAGCCACCAUUUGCACUCAACAGAUUGCAUCAUUUUUUCAUCUGUCCACACCCUACGCUCCUUGUACCUCUCUGGAAACAGCAUAGAGUUUGUGCCACAGUGUGCCUUCCAUGGAAGCCCACUGGCUGUGUUGGAUUUGUCCCAGAACCCAGGGCUGAUCCUUCACAAAAAUGCCUUCACAGGCCUGGAGUCAUCGCUGACCUAUCUGUCGCUCAGGGGAAACGACCUGCAUGUGCUCAACACUGACCUCUUUGUCUUGAGCAGCCUCAGAGAUGUGGACCUGUCUGAUAACAAGCUGACAUCUCUCCCUUUGUGGAACAAGGAGUCUGCUAUUCAGUCCCUGAACCUCCAAAAUAACUGCCUUGUCAUCCUGGAGUAUAACACAAUGUUGGUGCUGGAGAGGACACUGAAGACCCUCUACCUGGGCUCUAACCCCCUCAGCUGCUGCACCAAUACCAGGUUCCUCCAAAUGGUCCAGAGGUCCACCGUGGAUAUCCCCGACAUUGCCUCGGUGACAUGCCAAUACACUCAAGACUCAGAACAGGUGGAGAUCAGUAUCACAAGUGUAUCACAAGAGCACUGCGAGAUGCUAAACAGGAAGAGUUUGAGCAUCAUCGUUAUCAUCAUCACAUCCCUAGUACUGAUUGCAGUCCUGGUCCUCCUCUCCAAGCUUUGCCAUCCCCGGCGACACAGGCUCAGAGGCAGCUUUAAGGCUUGAAGGGGAAGACAAACAACACUGUUUGCCAGAAAGAGGGAAAAAAUAUUGUUCUUUUAGAUAUUACAUUUACUUGCACUUUAAUUACUGUAAUUGUGAACAUUUCUGUUACUAAAUAUAGUUAUUGAAGACUGCAAAACAUGGGCAGGCAAGGUGAUGACAAGAUGCAAGCAUUAUGUGGUGAAAAGAUAAGACAAGCUGCCAAGUGGCACAAGUACUUCCCUCAACAAGACAUUAUAACACUGAUAUACAUUUUCAUUCAUUAAUUUCACAGAUGCUUUAUUCCAAAGCAACACAGAACUCAGAGUAAACGGAAGUGCAGUUCGGCAACAGUAAAACACCGUACUCAACAAAUAUUUUGUGGGUCAAACAAUAGAUACAAGACAAGUGUCUUUCCACCUUUCUGUGUGUAAUUCCUAUGGAACAAUCACUGCAAAAAUUAUUUUAUUGUUUUAAUUGCAGGAAAUGUCUUUGGUAGAGACAGGCUGCAGUCAGGCCAAAAGAGAGCUGACUCAGUACUUCCAGAGGAAGCUUUACUGUCAGAAUACCUGCAUAAAAAAAUGUGACAUGUUUUUGCAGCUUGUAGGGCACUGAAGAUACCUUUUCCUGUUGCUGACAGAGCACUGUGGGCUCAUUAACACAAGGUCUGCACGAAACGAUUAUGUGCAUUUGAAAAUGUGCAAUCCAGGAAUGUGGCUAAGUGUUCCCCACAAUUUUAGACUUACUGUUUUUCUUCGUACCACUUUCAUGGAAGCGUUGGUCAGAUGGUUUGGAGCUUCGGUCGAUUAAAUGAUUCCAUGUUUCCAUCAGAACAGAUCAGUCGGCUUUAGCUGCAGGAAACACAACGCUCGUUUUCAUGUGAAACCAAAGUCAUUCCAGUGACCCGUAAUUCCCUGUAUUUACGCGGUGUUAGGAAAACGGUGGAACAGCAUGAGAAGAACAAGUGUUACUUUGUGCUUCUUCACGAGAAAUUCAUCUGGGAUUUAUUCCUAAUCACUGUUUAAGUGGACUGUUGGCAGAAUUAUAACUUUAAUUACAUGUGGGGUUCUCAUUUAUGCAGUGCGGCUAGCAUGAUCAGUCAAAAGAGUGAAGUCUUGCAGUUACACAAGAAUUUGUUUUUUACAAAAUAUAUUGUUCCCCCCCCCCCCGCCCCAAAAGUUUGUCUUUUAUGGCUUUAUUUACCUGUCCCUUUCUCACAAUGCAUUGCUUCUAACCCUGAUGAGGAUAUAAGGCGGGAUUAACGAGGAACACUACAAGCAUUAAAAUAAAUGCCUGCAAUUAUGGAUAAAACCCAGCACUUGUUAAAACAAGUAGUCAUUUUUGAAGAUGAAAACAGUUUCCUUUCACCAUAAUGUGUGUAUGAAGUUAUUUGAAGUGCAUAUUUAUAUGCUGUACUUUUAAAUGUUUGUUGUAAAUUUGUAUGGUUUAUAUGACAAGAAUAUUUUUCGAGUCAGUAUUGCCAUAUUUUUGGUUUGUUUAAAUGAUAAAACAUUCUGUAUGAGGCCAGAUUGUCUCUGAAACACUUUUUUGAAAAGUAUUAAAAAAUUUUAGGCCACGACUGAAAGCACCAAAAUGGAAAGGGAUAAUCGCUAACAGAAGGAAGUGUAACCUUUUCUUUGUAUAUAUUUAUAGAUAUUUAUUUGGGAACCAAAUUACACUACAAUACCAUUUUGGUUCUUCUGUUACCUGUAAGGCAUGCUUAACUCCUAGUCUGUGUAUUAACACCUUUUUUCUCUGUUCACUCUGCCAAUGAGUCAAUCGUCAUACCUGAAACCAAGCUAUGUCUGGUUUCAAAUGUUAGUCAGUGUCAUUUUGCAAGCAAUAGAUUGUAAUCUACAGAAUCACGUGCCUGUAACACAGAUAGAUGCUUUACAUUUCUAAAAUGACCUUACUGGGAUCUUAUUUCCUCUCUGACUGAGUGUCUGUACCUUUGUGUUUUUAGUGGUUUGGCUUAUAACAAGCAUACGAAGGAAAUGUUUCUAUGAAGAAGUAUUUUUACAGAAAGCAAAUAUAUUUUGAGCUACUGUACUGGUAUAUUUAUAU